AUGUAUGGACUGCACGCCUGGUCCAAUCACGAGUCCCGCUGGACCGCGGCGCUAGCGUUGGAAGGCCUCAACAAUCGCCGGCCGACUCUCAGCUCCUCUCCGAUCCGCCCGCUGCCCCAUUCCUUCAAUUCAACGGCAGACAGAAGACCUCGUGGCCUUCACAGAGGUUUGGCCAGCCAUGCAUCCGGUGCCAUUGCUGGUCAGGCAAUCGCUCCGAUCGGGCGUCGGCCUGGCGAGAACCUCCCGUCCCCGUCCACAUCUCCUUCCGCCGGCACCUCGGUCGAAGCUCGCCUCGCCUACCAAGGUUCUCCCCGCGCGGGAGUUUUCAAUCUGCAGGAAGAUAGAUCCGGAAAGGAUGAGAACCCGUUGAAUGAGACAAACGCUACCCACAAUGACACAAACCGGACGGAGGGACAACCAGUACAACCAGCGUCAUCGUCGUCCUCGGGAGCCGCUGUGAAGGAAGAAAAGGUGGAGGGCCAACAUGGUUCCCAGAAGAGUUUGGGAGGAAGGGAGGAAGAACUCCCGUCACAGGAGGAAGGACGAAGAUCACAGCUGUCAAAGCAGUUUACCAAUCUGAUGGACAAUCUGCAAUCGAAUAUAUUCAUUGUAGGUCAGAGGCUAAAUGACCUGACCGGAUAUUCUGCUAUUGAAAAGCUCAAAAAGGAGAUCGAAUCUCACGAGGCGCGAGUUCGCGAGGCCCGGUCAGUUGUCCGCAAGGCCAAGGAGGCCUACUCAGCUGCGAUCAAUCGCCGCUCAGCCUCUCAGCGGGAAGUUAACGAACUUCUUCAGAGGAAACACGCGUGGUCCCCGGCCGAUCUCGAACGCUUUACGUCUCUCUACCGCUCCGACCACGCCAACGAAGUCGCGGAGGCUGAGGCGCAGCAGGCCCUCGCUGAGGCUGAACGCGAAGUGGAAGAGGCUACGGCGCAACUCAACCGAAGCAUCCUUUCUCGCUACCAUGAAGAGCAGAUUUGGUCGGACAAGAUCCGGCGAAUGAGUACCUGGGGCACUUGGGGCCUGAUGGGGGUGAACGUGCUCCUGUUUCUGAUCUUCCAGGUCUUGGUGGAACCAUGGCGACGACGGAGACUGGUGAAGGGAUUUGAGGAGAAGGUCAAAGAAGCGAUCGAGAACGAGGCUGCUGCGACAAGAGCAAUUGCAGCUGGUGCAGUAGCAAGCGUUAGUCCUAGUGUGGAUGUCGCGGCCGAUUCGCCAGCUGCAGCAGAACAGGUCGAGACUCAAUUGGAAGAAAUCGUGUCCAAUAUCGGCUUGACAUCAGACCCGGACACGAGCGUUCCCGUUACCACAGUUCCAGCUGGUCUUCCACCAGAGUCAGUGCUGCCUGGUCAGCUCUCUGUUGAGAAUGUUCUGUCUCCUGAAUACUGGAAGGAAACUGUUCGCAACCUUCUCAGCGAUCGAAAUGUGAUCCUCACCCAACGCGAUCUCACGACGGUUGCGGUUCAGAGCGCCGCGGCUGGAGCUGCUGUGAUGGGCCUGUUGAUCGCUGUAUUCCGGCCACGCUGA
Molecule: messenger RNA, 1524 nt
Organism: Rasamsonia emersonii CBS 393.64
Lineage: Eukaryota; Fungi; Ascomycota; Eurotiomycetes; Eurotiales; Trichocomaceae
Product: Mitochondrion biogenesis protein (She9)
Exons: 3
Coding region: 1-1524 (507 amino acids)
Biological process (GO): inner mitochondrial membrane organization
Cellular component (GO): mitochondrial inner membrane
Source: RefSeq, a predicted model, not a curated record